Messenger RNA from Clupea harengus (Atlantic herring), 1392 nucleotides. It is a transcript of the gene tpgs2, whose product is annotated as tubulin polyglutamylase complex subunit 2. The record is from RefSeq and is a predicted model, not a curated record. Gene Ontology annotation, biological process: protein polyglutamylation. NCBI's taxonomy places the organism in Eukaryota, Metazoa, Chordata, Actinopteri, Clupeiformes, Clupeidae.
CAAAUACAGGCAAUGUUUUCUUUCCUGGUCACUUCCCUGGCGUGCUGCCGUGCUCACAGAGAAUGAAUGAAAUUUCUGUAUUUUAAUUUAGUCAUUGAGCUAGGUAAUCAUUUGCUAAUGUACGUUUUGUAAGAGGGAUGGAGGAGUCAAAAGAUGAGAAAGCGCAUAAAGUCUUUAUUGAAAGACUGACACUUGGUGUUACUAGAGUACUUGAGAGUCUUCCUGGAGUCAUAGACGUGCGUUUCGCAGAGAGAGAACCUGCAGAGAAACGGUGUUUGCUGUCAUGGGAGCAGAAAAACGCCUGUGCCCUGCCUGAGGAUCUCAGAGACUUUUAUCUAACAACAGAUGGUUUCACUCUGACCUGGAGUUCAAAGCUUGAGAAUGAGUGUGUGUCUGUGGGCUGUAUGGUGAUUAACAGUGUGGUCAAACUCCGGCGGCUCGGCCAAUCCUCAGUUUUCUCCCUCCCCAGCACGCCCACCAUCGCUGAUCUGGACUCUGAUGGGGAGACGGAAGAUGCUGAGACUGGACGAGAGCAGCCUCACUUUGACUCCCGCAGUCGGAUCUUUGAGCUGGACCCAUGUGCGGGAAAUGGGAAGGUGUGUCUGGUCUACAAGAAUUGCACAGAAGAUGAGGUAACCCAGCAGUGCGAUGUGUGGUUCCUGGAUCGCUCGCUCUACUGGCACUACCUGACCCCUUCCUUCACCGCCUACUACCGCCUCAUGAUCACACACCUGGGCCUGCCUGAGUGGCAGUAUAACUUCACCCCAUAUGGGCCCAGCCCACAGGCCAAGCAAUGGGCUGCCCUCUACCAACCCCUGACCUUCCACUCAGAACCUCACCUGGACAGUGCAGGUGAGCCACUGCUCAACAAGCUGGACCCGGCCAAAGCCUUCAGGGGGAGAGCCAAGCAGCCACCCCCCAAAAAGAAACCUCCUGCCCAGGCAUCCUCCACGGGCUCUGGAGGCACAUCCAGAGGACAUGGGGUGUCAGGGAGACUCAGUGUGCUAAAACGAUGACCAGAUAAAGGCAAUAAAGCACUGAAUGUGUUAUUAAGCUAUUUAAGCUAUUUGGGUAUGCAAGGAGCGGAAUGUGUUUUAAAAUGACUGACUGGAAGGGCUUAAAGUAUUUUAAAAGUAAUUUCGUGCGUCACUUCCAAUGGAUGAGAAUCACGUAUAUAUUUUGCUGUCCUUGAGUGAGGAUGUAUCUAUGUAUGUACACCUAACUGGAAGAAUAUGCAUUUUGUUAUCAUUAGUUAUCGCUUCACACUCCUAGUCACUGGUUUCCCAGUCCGUCUGAUAAACUCUGAACACAGGAAUGUUUGUUCACUACCUCUAACUUAUGUUGGAUCCCAACUGUACUUAUUUAUUUAUUAAAGACUAUUCCUGAAACAUA